Populus trichocarpa (black cottonwood) is the source of this 792-nucleotide messenger RNA. RefSeq names its product cytochrome b5. NCBI's taxonomy places the organism in Eukaryota, Viridiplantae, Streptophyta, Magnoliopsida, Malpighiales, Salicaceae. Gene Ontology annotation, cellular component: membrane; endoplasmic reticulum. The coding region runs from base 205 to 615 and encodes 136 amino acids. The transcript has 3 exons. Gene Ontology annotation, molecular function: heme binding. The record is from RefSeq and is a predicted model, not a curated record.
UCUUACCAAACCCUCCACAAUUGACUCUCACCAACCACCAAACAACUCACUCCCUUCCUCUUCUUCCUUCUCUCCACUUGUCUCCUGGUGUAUGUAAGUUCCAUUCAGGAAUCAAAGCCACUCAAUGCUUUUGUGAUUGAGUAACAAAGCACAGAAUCCUUCAUUUUCCUUCUAAAACCAAACGAAAGGGUAAGAAAACACACAAUGGGCGGCAACGGCAAGGUAUUCACUUUGGCAGAGGUCUCCGCGCACAACAGCCCUAAGGAUUGCUGGCUCGUCGUUGAGGGCAGGGUGUAUGACGUGACGAAAUUCUUGGAAGACCAUCCCGGUGGUGAUGAUGUUUUGCUGUCAGCCACAGGAAAGGACGCAACUGAUGAUUUUGAGGAUGUUGGUCACAGUAGCACUGCAAGAGCACUGAUGGAUGAGUUUUACGUAGGUGAUAUUGAUACAGCAACCAUCCCUACCAGCGUCAAGUACACUCCUCCUAAACAACCUCACUACAACCAAGACAAGACACCAGAAUUCAUCAUCAAGCUCCUGCAGUUCCUUGUCCCCCUGAUAAUCUUGGCUGUGGCUGUUGGAGUCCGCUUCUAUACCAAAUCACCUUCAGCAUAGCCACAAUUAAGAACUGGAAAUGUGACCCAAAUAAGUUUGUCUUAGUUGUCUUUGUACCCUUGUUGGAGUUGGGACUGUUAUAGACGAGAUCUUUGAUAUCCAAGCAUUGAGAGAUCAAUGUUUGUUUUCUCCUUGCCAGUGUCUUCUUAUAAAAUUUUAUUAUUCAUGUUUUCAUCC